AUGUUUAAAAGGUCGAGUGGAUUGAAAGCCAUUUUAAAGCAAAUGACGCAAACGACACACACGAAGCACAUAAGGCUUUCGAGCAACUUCAACAAAGCCAGUCCACCACUAUUGCCACCUGAAGAACAACGUGAAUUUGAAAGGCUACGAAAGGAUGCAGAGACUUCAAGUCUAUCUGGAAAUGAUAAUGAUUUACAUAAAGAUGCCGUCAGAGAGGCUAAGCGUACUGAGUUUGAUGGACAAGUAAACCCGCAAACGGGUGAAGUCGGUGGACCAAAGCGUGAACCUCUACGCUGGCAAUCUGAAUGGACAUACGGUGGUAGAGCGACUGAUUUUUAG
Wallemia ichthyophaga EXF-994 is the source of this 339-nucleotide messenger RNA. RefSeq lists its product as uncharacterized. Gene Ontology annotation, cellular component: mitochondrion. Gene Ontology annotation, biological process: mitochondrial respiratory chain complex II assembly. Lineage: Eukaryota; Fungi; Basidiomycota; Wallemiomycetes; Wallemiales; Wallemiaceae. The transcript has a single exon. The record is from RefSeq and is a predicted model, not a curated record. Bases 1 to 339 code for a protein of 112 amino acids.